CAUAAUCGUGGAUUUAAGACUAACAUAGGGAUGAUGGUUGAUAAAGAUUCUAUGUCAAGGGAUAGACCCAUUUUGGAUAUGAUGCUCCACAAAGAUGGUGAUGGUGGUUUUGUCACUGGAGGCUGGAAAAGCGAAGAUGGAAGACUUAGCUGUGGGUUUUCAAGCUUUAGGGGGAUGAGAGUGACCAUGGAGGAUUUCUAUGAUAUUAAGACAUCAAAGAUUAACGGUCAAUCAGUACGCUUAUUUGGAAUAUUUGAUGGUCAUGGUGGUUCUCGUGCUGCUGAGUAUUUGAAGGAGCAUCUCUUUGAUAAUCUCACGAAGCAUCCAAAGUUUUUGACGGAUACCAAAUUGGCUAUAAGUGAAACAUAUCAGCAGACUGAUGCUGACUUUCUGGCUUCUGAAAAUGAUACUUUCGGGGAUGAUGGUUCUACAGCUUCAACAGCAGUUUUGGUUGAUAACCAUCUUUACGUUGCUAAUGUUGGAGAUUCUAGAACUGUAAUAUCAAAAUCUGGAAAAGCAAUUGCUCUCUCUGAGGAUCAUAAGCCUAAUAGAAGUGAUGAGCGAAAGAGAAUUGAGAAUGCUGGGGGUGUCGUCAUGUGGACAGGUACUUGGAGGGUUGGAGGGGUGCUAGCAAUGUCUCGUGCCUUUGGCAAUCGUAUGCUGAAGCAGUUUGUUGUAGCAGAACCUGAGAUUCAGGACCAGGAGAUAGAGGAAGAAACCGAGCUGCUUAUUAUUGCAAGUGAUGGACUCUGGGAUGUAGUUCCCAAUGAAGAUGUUGUUUCUCUUGUCGGCACAGAAGAGGAGGUUGAGGAAGCUGCUCGAAAAUUAACUGAGGCUGCUUUUACUCUUGGUAGUGCAGAUAACAUUACGUGCAUUGUGGUGCGUUUCCAUCAUGAAAAAGCAUACUCAGCUAAUACUGAUAAAGCAGUUCCAGCUAGCUAG
Messenger RNA from Gastrolobium bilobum, 942 nucleotides. Its product is annotated as probable protein phosphatase 2C 76. Bases 31 to 942 code for a protein of 303 amino acids. Gene Ontology annotation, cellular component: nucleus; cytosol. The record is from RefSeq and is a predicted model, not a curated record. The transcript has 8 exons. Gene Ontology annotation, molecular function: cation binding; protein serine/threonine phosphatase activity. Gene Ontology annotation, biological process: protein dephosphorylation. NCBI's taxonomy places the organism in Eukaryota, Viridiplantae, Streptophyta, Magnoliopsida, Fabales, Fabaceae.